AUGUGAUGCUCCACGGUCACACAUCGAUGUAAGUGUCGGUGCAGCAGCGGCAUGCUGGAGUAAGCAGCUGUUUGCAGAGAUCAGGAGGAGAGUUCCUGGAUGAGGCUCGUUUCAGCACCGGAGCUGCUUCCGAACUGAUGCUGUGAACCGGUGAUGCUGCGCCCGAGCUGCUGAUCCCCCUCCUCCCUCUCUCUCUCUCUUUCUCUCUCUCUCUCUCUGUGUCUCUCUCUCUCUCUCUCCCUCUCUCUCCUCUUCUCUCCCUCCUCGCUCCUCUCCUCCACACGCACAAAACGCUCUGUCAUGGCGUCUUCCAACCAUGUUACCCCCACCAACUGUAGCUGGUGGCCCAUCUCAGCCAUGGAUGAAGACGGUAAAAUCACAGACGGGGAGGAGUGCGAGGAACCGACGGCAGAGCCCAAACCCUUCAAUAGAGACAGGCUCGUUUUGUACCACUGGACGCAGUCUUUCGCCUCCCAAAAGGUACGUCUAGUCAUUAAUGAGAAGGGCCUGGUGUGUGAGGAGAGGGAUGUGAGCUUGCCGCUGCAGGAGCACAAGGAGCCCUGGUUCAUGAGGUUGAACCUGGGCGAGGAGGUGCCCGUCUUCCUCCACGGAGACACCAUCAUCAGUGACUACAACCAGAUUAUAGACUACCUGGAGAAAAACUUUGUGGGAGACACGGUGGCUCAGCUGAUUCCUGACGCAGACUCGCCUCUCCACGAGCGAGUGCAGCAGUACCGUCAGCUACUGGACGGGCUGCCCAUGGAUGCUUACACACACGGCUGCAUCCUCCAUCCAGAGCUCACCACCGACUCUAUGAUUCCAAAGUACGCCACCGCAGAAAUACGUAGACACCUGGCCAACGCUGCGACGGAGCUGAUGAAGCUGGACCAUGACGAGCCUCAGCUGAAAGAACCGUACCUGUCCAAGCAGAAGAAGCUAAUGGCGAAAAUCUUGGACCAUGAUAAUGUGAACUACCUGAAGAAAAUUCUGGGCGAGCUAGCCAUGGUUCUAGAUCAAGUGGAGGCUGAACUGGAGAAAAGGAAACUAGAGUAUCAAGGUCAAAAGUGUGAGUUGUGGCUUUGUGGACCUGAAUUUACACUAGCUGAUAUCUGCCUCGGAGCCUUGUUGCAUAGGCUCAAGUUCUUGGGACUUUCUAAGAAAUACUGGGAGGACGGCAGCCGACCCAACCUGCAGUCCUUUUUUGUGCGAGUGCAAAAACGCUUCGCUUUUCGCAAGGUCUUGGGCGACAUCCACACGACCCUCCUGUCGGCGGUCCUACCCAACGCCUUCCGGAUGGUAAAAAAGAAGCCGCCGUCCUUCUUUGGGGCCUCUUUUCUCAUGGGCUCGCUGGGCGGGAUGGGCUACUUUGCCUACUGGUAUUUAAAAAAGAAAUACAUGUAGUGAAUGCCCCGUUGUUGUGUUAAAUGUCUGUGUAUUUGUGUGAUGUUUCAACUUUUCUGUAACGUUUUAUGACUGCAGGAAAACAUAAUGAAUCUAUAUAGAGAACACUAUUACUUACCUGGGUGAACAAAGAAAUAUUAAAACAUUCCGUAAUAAGAAA
Amphiprion ocellaris (clown anemonefish) is the source of this 1561-nucleotide messenger RNA. RefSeq names its product ganglioside induced differentiation associated protein 1-like 1 (gene gdap1l1). NCBI's taxonomy places the organism in Eukaryota, Metazoa, Chordata, Actinopteri, Pomacentridae. The transcript has 6 exons. The coding region runs from base 301 to 1401 and encodes 366 amino acids. The record is from RefSeq and is a predicted model, not a curated record.